AUGUCAACAGACGAGGUUACCCUCCCUCUAGUUGACCUCAGUGGAUACAUCAACCCACAAAAGCCAGGCGACAAGGAGCGAGUCAUCGCCGAGGUGAGAGAUGCUUGUGCGCAAUAUGGAUUCUUCCAGACUACCGGACAUGGGAUCCCUAUGAGCCAGCAAAAGGGGUUGCUGAAGAGCAUCGAAACUCUCUUUGGUAUGCCCUUGGAGGAGAAGCGCAAGCUCUCAUUCCUGAACAACCCCUGUCGCCGAGGAUUUGAAGAGUCUGGGGCUUCGCUUCGAGACGGUGAUGCUUUGCCAGACUCGAAAGAGGCAUUUUACAUUGGACGAGAGGACCCCGUCGUAGAGCACUCUGGCUUCUACGGGCCCAAUGUCUGGCCGCCUCUCCCCAACGAGGAAUUCCACGAUCCCGUUUGGGAAUACUACGAAGCAACCCACAAACUCGGCGAAAUCAUCUGGGAGAUUCUUCUCCUUGGCCUCGGACACCCCAUCUCGCUGAUGGAAGAAUUCGCCAAGCGCCCGAUGGUCGUGAUGAAGAUGAUCCGGUAUCCGCCGCAAGCCGGGGAUCUGCCCGGCCAGUUCGGCGUCGGCCCCCACAAAGAUUUUGGCGGCGUCACCGUGCUACUGCAGGAGGCCGGAAAGCACGGUCUGCAGGUCUGGCAUGAGGGCCUGGAAAAAUGGCUGCCUGUCAAGGCCAUGGAAGACGUAUACGUCAUCAACUGCGGAGAUAUGAUUGGCAAGUGGUCUGGGGGCCGGUACAAGAGCGCGAAACAUCAGGUCAUCAACGCGGCUGACAAUGAGCCCCGUCUGUCGUGCGCCACCUUCUUCCAUGGCGAUUUGUUCGCGACGAACCCCCUAGACCCUGCCGACCCUGAACGGGAGACCGUUGGUGCUCUGUUGGUCAAGCGAUUCCGCAACCAGUUUUCUUUCGAUAAGGAACUUAUCGCUGCUGUUGGGGCUUGA
Messenger RNA from Penicillium concentricum, 963 nucleotides. RefSeq names its product isopenicillin N synthase family dioxygenase. NCBI's taxonomy places the organism in Eukaryota, Fungi, Ascomycota, Eurotiomycetes, Eurotiales, Aspergillaceae. Bases 1 to 963 code for a protein of 320 amino acids. The record is from RefSeq and is a predicted model, not a curated record. Gene Ontology annotation, molecular function: dioxygenase activity. The transcript is spliced from 2 exons.